AUGAUGAAAUAAAAUACAAAAUUGAAUCGUAUAGGAAUGGUGUAUAAUCUCAAUUCCAUUGAGGAAAGAAAACAGAUUAUGGAGUUAAAGAGCUAAGGAAGGAACUCUAGAGAGAUAGCUGAGAUUAUGAACAAAAAAAUAAAGUCAAUUCAAUCAGUUAAGAGUGAAGAAAGAAAAUCUGAAUAUAAGGAAUUUCAAUAGAGAAUGAUCUCCUUAGUUUUAGAUCACUUUAAAGAUUAAAUCAUGAUUGAUAUGACGGAUAAGAAAAGAUUGAGUAAACAAAUUAGGAAAUUUAUAAAUUAAACCUUGCCUUCAAAGUAGAAUAGUGAACUAAGAUAACUUAUUCCUUAAAGUCGAAAAGCUUCGAAUCAAAGGAGGAUUAAAGAGAAAAUCUAUAUAGAUUAUAGUUUCCUAGUUAUAAUCAAGAUUAAAUAGUCCUGA
Paramecium tetraurelia is the source of this 441-nucleotide messenger RNA. RefSeq lists its product as uncharacterized. Lineage: Eukaryota; Ciliophora; Oligohymenophorea; Peniculida; Parameciidae. The record is from RefSeq and is a predicted model, not a curated record. The transcript is spliced from 2 exons.